Hyalella azteca is the source of this 2066-nucleotide messenger RNA. RefSeq lists its product as uncharacterized. Gene Ontology annotation, biological process: proteolysis. NCBI's taxonomy places the organism in Eukaryota, Metazoa, Arthropoda, Malacostraca, Amphipoda, Hyalellidae. The record is from RefSeq and is a predicted model, not a curated record. Gene Ontology annotation, molecular function: serine-type endopeptidase activity. The transcript is spliced from 10 exons. The coding region runs from base 36 to 2066 and encodes 676 amino acids.
ACACUUACAGUUACACUUGACUAGAAACCAGUGAGAUGAGCAGUUGGAAGUCGCGUGGCAACAUGAGGGCAAUUAUAUUUUGCGCGUUAUUGGGCUUAGUGACUGGCCAAGGUGAAGAUAAGUCGGUGUUGGAUAGCAUUAGAGGGGUCAGAAGUAGCUUCAAGUCCGUGGCAUCGACGGACGCAUCAACAGCUACUUGUCUAGAUGGAAUGACCUGCGUAGCCCCGACGAUGUGCGGUGUAUCUGGUUCCACCUGCGAGGAAGGAAAAGUGUGCUGUCCUCGCGAACAAUUGAAGAUUGACGUGGCCCAGGAAGAUCCUGCAGAUGAAGGUGUUGCUGGGCGCUCGUCUAACGGUUAUUCAGGCAACUCGUUCGGACUUGACCCUAGGAAGUUCAACACUAGAGGUCCCGCUGAGCCGAGGCCUCAGGGUUCUGGCACCUCUGAAAAAGGUUCCUCUGAAACCGAAGCCAAUAGUGCCGAUAGGGAGCAGUUCGGGCAAGAUUCCCGUGGGUUUGACCCUAGAGACAAUCACGGCCCUCUGAGACGUGGGCCGCGUCCGGAAGUCCCAGAAUCUUUCAGAAGUGGCCUUGAUGGCAGGCAGGGAUACACGCCGUACAGUGGCGCCUCUUACUCGGCAAGCCCGCGUGGAUCGUACGGAGGAGGCUCCUACGGCGGAUCUUACGGAGUUACUCAGGAGGCUUACGGAGACGAUAAGCAUUACGGCAGCUUCCGGCACUUGUUCAUCGAGGGCUUCGGGCGCUUCGCACCAGAUUUCUAUGGUCCAGGGUUCGAUUUGAGGCAACUCUCCUAUCCAGCUAGAGAGGUUCUCCACAAAUUCAGAUACAAGGAAGAGUGUGGAGUUAAACGAACCAACUUGUUCGCUGCGUUGCAAGUGGCUCCCCGCCACCCCUACGGAGGUCCUCUUCCCUACCGCCCCGCACCCCGUGGCCCUCCUGCGCUUACCUUCAGGAAGCUGGGAGAGUAUCCUUGGCAGGCUGCCCUGCAGGGUUGGACUCCUCGCGGCUACGGUCUGCGCUGCAGUGCGACUGUUGUCAACCCUUUCCUCCUGAUCACCUCGGCGCACUGCCUGAAUGCCGUGGUUGAGCCCGAGCUGAAGGUGGUGCUAGGCGCGUUCGAUCUGCUUCUGCCCCACCCACUCCUGCCAAUUGUGGAAAGACCAGUGUCGAGGAUAUUCGUCCACGAAGAUUUCAACUCGGCAACGCUUGCUCAUGACGUAGCGCUGCUGCAGCUCCCUGUUGGCGUGAACUUCCAGAUGACUCCACACAUCGGACCCGCUUGCCUACCCAGGCAGAAUCAGACUUUCGUCGCAACCUCCUGCUACAUCGUUGGCUGGACCGACCCCAACCCAUUCGAUGGCCCCGUACCUCGCACCAACGAGAUGAGUGUCUCGAACUGGCAGUUCGUCGCCUCCAGGCAGGAGUGUCUGCAGCUCGUGUCACAGUACGCACGCCCCCUCAGCCCGAAUGACCUCACCGAAGAGAUGCACUGCAUCAGGAGUGUCUCGGAGUCUUCGUGCUUGGGUUCAUCGGGAGGUUCUCUGUUGUGCGAUGUAGAGACCAUCCCAGGCACCCCCACUGUUAGUGGCACUCCAACUACCGCCGGUACCACCACCCCUGGCGAUCAGACAUCCGUGAAACACACUUUCCUCGCCGGCAUAGUGUCGUGGAGCAACGGGAGAUGCGGCAAAGACGCCGUCGCGGUCAUCACCGAACUUUCUCCCUACGGCGGUUGGAUUAACGACUUGCUGUCAAAUGCAGGUGGUCUGGAUAAAUUCAAUCCCGACUAUUAUGGAGUCUUUGUGGGUGGAUAUCCUCGCGGUCGUGGUGAUUAUGGCAACUCUGGCUACGGCACUGGCUAUGGCAACUCUGGCUACGGCACUGGCUAUGGCAACUCUGGCUACGGCACUGGCUAUGGAAGGUUNUCUGGCUACGGCAACUCUGGCUACGGCAACUCUGGCUACGGCAACUCUGGCUACGGCAACUCUGGCUACGGCAACUCUGGCUACGGCAACUCUGGCUACGGCACUGGUGGCUACAGCCGAUAA